Messenger RNA from Carassius auratus (goldfish), 1181 nucleotides. Its product is annotated as spindle and kinetochore-associated protein 2-like. Gene Ontology annotation, cellular component: spindle microtubule; outer kinetochore. The transcript is spliced from 8 exons. Gene Ontology annotation, molecular function: microtubule binding. NCBI's taxonomy places the organism in Eukaryota, Metazoa, Chordata, Actinopteri, Cypriniformes, Cyprinidae. The record is from RefSeq and is a predicted model, not a curated record. Gene Ontology annotation, biological process: chromosome segregation; mitotic cell cycle; cell division. The coding region runs from base 257 to 850 and encodes 197 amino acids.
UCAGGAAUGUAAACUAUUCAACAUGGAGACAGUUGAUAAGCUGGAGGCGAUGGCUUUUUGUUGACAUUAUUUACAUGCAAAUGGACCAGCCUGAAUGCAUACCGUCUGUCCAGUGCCCCUUUUAUAUUGUACUACUGAUAACUCCGUUAUUAAAGCAGUGCAAUGUUAAAAGGGCAUUGGCCAGGGAUUUUUCUCAAAGUUCCAGAAAACAGAGGCUGAUAUAGAAUAUGUGGAAAAGCGGCUGAAAUUUGACUUCAUGGCCAAUGCGCGAGAAGCAGGGACAGUUGAGGGAAACCCUCUUCAGUUGCUGGAGAACUUGUCGGCAAUCAAAGCACGGCAUGCAGCCCUGUGCGCACAGGUGGAGGAGAUCGAGAUGGAACAGAAACGAUCCAUGGACUCAAUACGAGCUCACCUGGACACCACAGUGCGGAUGGUUAACCAGCUACAGAGCACAGCAGAUGUGCAGGUUCCACCACUGACCGAAGAAGAGCAAGAAGCAAGAGAUGUUCUCUGCUCAUCCCUUUCUGCGUUAAAUGUAGAGGCCAUGCUGACAGAAGAGCCUCAAACUCAAGCACAGUCUGAAUCACAGAAUAUGUGUGAAGAGGUGUCUGAGGGGACAUUUGAGACUGUCCCACGUAGUGUACGUAGUAACUUGAAACUGAAUGACCUCAAUACGUUCUAUAAGCAGUUAUCCGAGCACUUCUCAGAUAAGAACAGAGGGCCAAUAAGCACUCAGAGGAUGAAGAAGCUGAAGAUGAAAGUCAGUGAUUCUGCAUUGAAGACCUUACAGCACCUUAAACUCAUUGAGCUGGAUAAAAAAGGACUUGUGUCAUUGCUGGCAAAAGACUGAGAAACAGGGAUGCAAAUAAGACACACAAACCCCACCAAAACAUGUAAAUCCUCCAGUUCCUUCCACCAGUGUUGUAAAGUAAAACCCUUCUUACACUUUGAUUGGAUCAGCAAUUUAGAACAGGACUGACAGUGGACUUGAAAACAUUUCAAAAACAUUGCUGUCUGCUCAAGAACUCCUCUGAUAAAAAAUAGAGUAAUGAAAUGACUUUUUCAACCAGGAAAACCAGCAGGAUUUUAAAAACGAGUUUUAAUUAGUAAUUCAUCUGUAAAAGGUUUCAUUUCUGUUGGUAAUAUCUAUACUGCUAAUAUAAGCAAUAGGAUAUACACUA